Molecule: messenger RNA, 1191 nt
Organism: Xiphophorus hellerii (green swordtail)
Lineage: Eukaryota; Metazoa; Chordata; Actinopteri; Cyprinodontiformes; Poeciliidae
Product: olfactory receptor 52E4-like
Exons: 4
Coding region: 98-1072 (324 amino acids)
Biological process (GO): G protein-coupled receptor signaling pathway; detection of chemical stimulus involved in sensory perception of smell
Cellular component (GO): membrane
Molecular function (GO): G protein-coupled receptor activity; olfactory receptor activity; odorant binding
Source: RefSeq, a predicted model, not a curated record
CAGCACCAACGCGAUGAGAGAGGAGAGGAGAGGAGGGCGCUCCUUCAUCUCAGACUGAAACUUUAGUUCUCUGCUGCUGAGAGCCGUCCAGCUGUGGAUGGAGAACCUAACAUUCACUCCUCUCACUCAGCCGAUUGUGUUUGAACUGGAGGGCUUCGACGUUCCACCAGGACAUGGUCCGCUCUUCUUCUUCUUGGCCCUGUUUGCCUACAUGGUGGUGCUGCUGGGGAACGGUGUGGUGAUCUGUGUCAUCAUGACGGACCGGAGCCUGCACAGACCCAUGUUUGUGAUGAUCUGCCACCUGGUGGUCUGUGACCUGCUGGGCGCCACGGCGGUGCUUCCUCGCCUCAUGAUGCACUUCCUGAUGGGGCAGAAGAAGAUCAGCUACCUCCCAGCUAUUGCUCAGGGUUUCUGUGUUCACACGUACGGCGUUGCAAUGCAGACCAUUCUGGGAGUGAUGGCUGUUGACAGGUAUGUGGCAGUGUGUGAGCCUCUCAGGUAUCUCUCCAUCAUGACUUCGGCUCGGCUGCACAGCUGCUGCGCUGUGGCCUGGAUCGUUGCUCUGCUGCUCAUCGCUGUGCUCUUCUCCUUCCACAUGAACGUCCCGUUGUGCGGCCACAUCCUUCAACACGUCUACUGCACCAACCGGAUCAUAAUGAAUCUGGCCUGCACACCCACUCCUAUGAACGACAUCUAUGGUUUAGCCAUGACCUGGUUUGUGAGUACAGGGAUGUUCAUCAUCAUCGCCUUUUCCUACAUCAGGAUCCUGGCAGCUGCUCUGAAGCAGGGCAGGAGCGACAGCAGCAUCCGCACCAAGGCCUUCCAGACAUGCGCAUCACACCUUGUGGUUUAUGUGUUUUAUGAAAUAGCUUCGCUAAUUAUCAUCGUUAGCUACAGAUUUCCAUCCGCCACUAAAAACAUGAAGAAGUUUCUCAGCAUCCUGUUCAUCAUCGUCCCUCCGGCCAUCAACCCCAUCAUCUACGGGCUGGUCAGUAAGGACCUGCGCUCCAGCAUCAUCAAGCGCUUUUCUACCAGAACCGCUCACAAGAACAGACUCUCUGUCCCACAGUGAAUAUUUGUUUCAAAAGCACUAUUUAUAAAUAAAUAUGACCAGUAGCUCACAGUAAUGUAAUGCUGUAAAACCCGAGUGUUUUUUUUAUUUAUCAUCAAUAAAAUCAGAUAAACUUCAAA